AUGAGUCAACAACCAGUUGGUUGCAGUACACGUAAUGCAAUAGGUUGCAAAUUACAACCUAUUAAUUUGGUAGUCCAUGAUUGCUUCGUUGUUGGAUGCGAUGCAUCCAUCUUACUAGAUGAGACCUCCUCAAUCCAAAGUGAGAAUACUACCCGUCCUAAUAAUGGUUCUGUUAGAGGCUAUGGAGUCAUAGACAACGCCAAAGCCGAAGUAGAGAAAGCAUGUCCUGGCGUUGUAUCUUGUACAGAUAUCAUUACAGUGGCAGCCAGAGAUGCAUCCGAAUAUGUAGGUGGCCCAUCUUGGAUAGUGAAACUUGGAAGAAGAGACUCAACCACUGCAAGCAGAACUUUGGUUGAAGGUGGAGACCUUCCUGCUUUUACAGACGGCCUUGAACAACUUAUUUCAAAAUUUACUAGAAACAAAGGCCUUAAUGCAAGGGACAUGGUUGCGUUGUCAGGUUCCCACACCAUAGGACAAGCUCAAUGCUUCACAUUUCGCGAUAGGAUAUACAACAACAACGCAAGCGACAUUGAUGUCGGAUUUGUGAGCACUCGCAAGCGUGGCAAUGGUAAUUUGGCACCGAUGGAUUUGGUAACGCCCAAUUAUUUUGACGACAAUUACUUCAAGAAUCUACAACAACGGAAGGGACUUCUUCAUUCUGAUCAAGUUCUCUUUAGUGGCGGAUCCACGGACAACAUUGUCAAUGAUUAUAGCAAGAACCCCAACAUUUUCAAGUCUGAUUUUGCAUCUGCCAUGAUCAAGAUGGGAGAUAUUGGUGUUCUCACUGGUUCUGCUGGUCAAAUAAGGAGAAUUCGCAGCGCCGUCAACUAG
Molecule: messenger RNA, 831 nt
Organism: Tripterygium wilfordii
Lineage: Eukaryota; Viridiplantae; Streptophyta; Magnoliopsida; Celastrales; Celastraceae
Product: lignin-forming anionic peroxidase-like
Exons: 4
Coding region: 1-831 (276 amino acids)
Biological process (GO): response to oxidative stress; hydrogen peroxide catabolic process
Molecular function (GO): peroxidase activity; heme binding
Source: RefSeq, a predicted model, not a curated record